GCGGCGGUCAGGGAGGAGGAGGGGGGCGACGAUCGUGACGAAAAGGACCUCAAGACGUGGUUAGUGGAGAUCAAUGAGGCCGACAUUGAUGAGGGCGAUCUGCUUCCAGACGUGCCCUGCGAAGAGGACUCCGGAACGGGGGGGGAUUCGUUCCUGGCCGCCGACGAGCCUCUCAGCACGACCUCGAAAGCACUCACCGACCUGAGCGUGCAAGACAUGGCAAAACAUGCCAUUGACAUAGUCAGGGCAAAGAAGCAGGAGCUGACGAGCCUCCAUGAUUUGGGUUGCUUCCGCAGACUCCGGCGGAGCUUGGCGAAUGACAUCGUGGACACCAGGUGGGUCUUGAAGUGGAAGAACAAAGAGAACAAGCACUUCAUCGAGGCCCGACUCACGAUGCGUGGGUUCAAAGGCCACGACGAAAACUUGGCCACUUUCGCCGGCGCGGCAACUCGAUGGGGCCAGCGCGUUGUGAACGCCAUCACAGCGCAGCGGGACGAUUGGGUAAUGUUCAGCUUCGACGUCAGCGCCGCUUUCGCGAAGGGCCUGACUUUCCAAGAGCUUUCUGAGUUGACAGCCCCUAAAGCAGUAGCUAUGGAGCUCCUCAAGCACUUGGAGAAACACGUGGGCACUUGCACACAGGAGUGGACCAAUUUUGCACACGUUGGCAUCGAGCGUGUGACCAGAGCAGACGGCAUUUACACGCACCAAGAGAAGUACGUGGCUUCCCUCAGGGAGAUCGACAAUAAUUUCUACGCUGAUUUGCAAGACGAGCAGAACGUCAGCGUUGAGGCGAAGAGCCACUACUCCACACUCCUUGGCGGCGUUGCCUGGCUCUGCGUCACAAUGCCGGCCAUGGCGGUGUACGUGCAGGCACUUCAGCGACGCGGAGCCGAACCGAGAGCACAGGACCUGAAGCGCUUGAACCUUGUUUUGCGUUGGGUCCGCCGGCGCAAGGUCGGCAUCCUGUUCAGGAAGCUGCCAGGGCGCCUCCGACUUGUUGGGGUCGCAGAUGCAGCAUUCAAGGCGAUUCCCGACGAGUCGUCUGGACUUGCACUCCGCGGCUGCGCCAUCGUCCUCAACGCAGAUUGCGACGCGACGCCAGCAUCUCCAGAUGGGGCUUGCAACAUCUUGAUCUACCACGGCUGCGCGGCCACAGCCAAGAGCCUGGCGGACGACCUGGACAGCGGACGACUCCAACCUCCAGUUGACGCAGCAGUUGACGCCAGGGGCGUGUUCGAUUGCUUGGCCGCCACUGACGUGGGCGAGCUCGUUGAGGGCAGUCUGAAGCUGCAUGUGCUCUCUCUUAGGGAGCGCCUGCAGUCUGGCACCCUGCGACGCCUCUUCUGGACGGACACAAGGGAUAUGUUGGCGGAUGGCCUCACAAAAGGGCCAGUCCCCCGUGACCAGCUGGUUGCUGUCAGCAACAGAGGCGAAUACCGCGCAGCGCGCGCCGCGGCCAGCACGACCGUGUCGAACGGCCGCAAGCAGACCACUUGCAGCACG
Prorocentrum cordatum is the source of this 1503-nucleotide messenger RNA. The record is from the annotation of a GenBank genome assembly. NCBI's taxonomy places the organism in Eukaryota, Dinophyceae, Prorocentrales, Prorocentraceae.